Funneliformis geosporum is the source of this 372-nucleotide messenger RNA. NCBI's taxonomy places the organism in Eukaryota, Fungi, Glomeromycota, Glomeromycetes, Glomerales, Glomeraceae. The record is from the annotation of a GenBank genome assembly.
AUGUCAUCUACUAUUCAUGCUCUUACUCCAGCUAGAAGAAUUAAAAAACCUUCCUAUUCAACAGUUGCAACAUGGGUUAAGGAAUCAUGGGACGAAGUUGAUGAAGAUCUUAUUAGAAGGUCAUUUAAAUUUUGCGGAAUUUCAACGAAUGCCGAUAGUUCAGAUGAUAAAGACUUAUUUGAUUAUGAUAAAUUAUUGGACAUGCCGGAGGAUGAAGAUGAAGUAGAUUUAGAAGAUAAUUCUGGUGAUGAAGAAUAUAUUGAAGAAAAUGAUUAUGAAAAUGAAUGGGAAAUUAGAAUGGAUAAAGGUAAAAAUAAUGAAAUUAAUUGUAGCAAUGACAAUAGUGAAGGGGAAGAUAGAAAUCAAAAUUAA